GACAAGAUGGGCGGGGCUAAGCACGAAGCUGGGAUGGUGAUGAAGAUGCUGAUACCAAGAGACGCAUUGUUCUUUAGUCGGUGGGAGCUGCAAGGUGUGUGAUUGGAGCAUAAAAAGAUGUACUGCAGGUCUAUUUGCUUCCAGCGAUGGUCGUGUGAGGAGAGACUUGACGGUCAAACGGUCAUCAUUACCGGAGCAAAUACUGGCAUCGGCAAGGAGACUGCCCGGGACCUGGCAGCAAGAGGCGCCCGCAUCAUCAUGGCGUGCAGGGAUCUGGAACGGGCAGAAGAGGCGAGAUUGGACAUUUUGGAAGACACUGGCAAUGAGAAUGUGGUGAUUAGGAAGCUGGAUCUAUCGGACAGUCGGUCCAUUAGAGCCUUUGCAGAGCUCAUCAACAAAGAGGAGAAAAAAGUGAAUAUUCUGAUAAACAACGCGGGCAUCAUGAUGUGCCCGUACUCCAAGACUGCUGACGGCUUUGAAAUGCAGUUUGGAGUCAAUCAUUUGGGUCACUUCCUGUUGACUUACCUGCUGCUGGACUUGAUCAAGUGGUCAGCUCCGGCUCGGAUUGUCGUGGUGGCGUCGGUGGCUCACACCUGGACCGGCAUCCAACUGGAAGACCUCAACAGCGAGAGCAGCUACGACACCAUGAAAGCCUACGGACAGAGCAAACUGGCCAAUGUCCUCUUUGCACGAGCCCUCGCCAAAAAGCUAGAAGGAACUGGGGUGAGCGUGUUCUCCCUACACCCGGGUGUGGUGCAGUCCGACCUGUGGAGACACCAGCACCAGUGUAUCCAGGUGGCUGUGAAGAUCUUCAGGAUUUUCACCAAGACGACGGUGGAGGGGGCUCAGACCACCAUCUUCUGCGCCGUGCAGCCUGGCCUGGAGAGUCAGAGUGGUGGCUACUUCAGCGAUUGCGCCCCUGCGAGGUGCUCCAGAACGGCCUCUGAUGACGAUGUGGCCCAGAAGCUGUGGGACAGAAGCUGCAACAUGCUUGGCAUCACCUGGCAGUGAAUUGCAUACAGGAAAAAAGGACUGUUAACCAUAACAAAGGCAUCAUUCAAACAGCAUUAUAGAGGCAUUAAUAUUACUUUAGCUAUGCUACUUUGUUGUCACUAGUGUUCUACAUUUGGUGUCUUAAAUUAUUUUUCUCUCCUCA
Doryrhamphus excisus (bluestripe pipefish) is the source of this 1156-nucleotide messenger RNA. RefSeq names its product retinol dehydrogenase 12-like. Lineage: Eukaryota; Metazoa; Chordata; Actinopteri; Syngnathiformes; Syngnathidae. The record is from RefSeq and is a predicted model, not a curated record.